UUGAUAGAAGCUUGUCUCUGAAAGACUGGAAAGGAAUAAAGAACAUAAUGACUGCUUUGGACGAUAAACUGCUUGGUGAGAAGCUCCAGUAUUAUUACAGCAGCAGUGAGGGUGAGGAUGAAGACAGUGAGAAAGAAGAUAAAGAAGGGGAGAGCACCGUUCCUGAAAGCAUUGGGGAAGUAGAACUUAGCAGCGAUGGCAGUGCAGUCAACACAGGUCCCAAAGGAGUCAUCAAUGACUGGCGAAGAUUUAAGCAGUUGGAAACUGAACAGCGGCAGGAGCAGCGCAGAGAAAUGGAACGACUCAUUAAAAAGUUAUCCAUGACGUGUAGAUCUCACUUAGAUGAGGAGACCAACACGCAGAAGCAGAAAGAGCUUCAGGAAAAAAUCAAUGGAAAGAUGACGUUACAAGAGUAUAACAUGAUUCACAACGAUGAAGAUGACGAGGAGUUUUUACAGCGGUACAGGAAGCAGCGGAUGGAGGAGAUGCGGCAGCAGCUGUACAGCGGGCAGCAGUUCAAGCAGGUUUUUGAGAUCACCAGCGGAGAAGCAUUUUUGGACACGGUUGAUAAAGAGCACAAGAGCACACUGAUCAUGAUCCAUAUUUACGAAGAUGAUAUCCCUGGCACCGAGUCCCUGAACGGCUGCAUGAUCUGCCUGGCCGCCGAGUACCCGGCAGUGAAAUUUUGCCGAGUAAAGAGUUCGCUGAUCGGUGCUAGUGCUCGCUUCACGAAUAACGCGCUGCCGGCUUUGCUCAUCUAUAAGGCAGGUGAGCUCAUCGGCAAUUUCGUGCGAAUCACUGACCAGCUCGGAGAAGAUUUUUUUGCUGUAGACCUGGAGGCUUUUCUGCAGGAAUGUGGUUUGCUUCCAGAAAAAGACCUAGUGCUCCUGACUUCCAUACACAACGCUUCCGCUUGUUACAGUGAAGACAGCGACCUGGAAAUAGACUGAGCCGCUCACAGCAAGGGCCCGUAGGUGUAGUUGUACUGUGGGGUGCUCUUGGCCUAGGGAUUGUUCUCUUUCUUCCGUAGUGUGGGUAUUUAUCUUCCCCUUCAUGCACUCCGACUUUGGCUUGU
This is a messenger RNA of Leptosomus discolor (cuckoo roller), 1075 nucleotides long. It is a transcript of the gene PDCL, whose product is annotated as phosducin like. The record is from RefSeq and is a predicted model, not a curated record. Lineage: Eukaryota; Metazoa; Chordata; Aves; Leptosomiformes; Leptosomidae. Gene Ontology annotation, cellular component: cytoplasm. Gene Ontology annotation, biological process: regulation of G protein-coupled receptor signaling pathway; heterotrimeric G-protein complex assembly.